AUGAACGGAACAACGUCGAUCACAACUUCAGAGGAUCACCAUCAACAUCAGCAACAGCAGAACGAUGUACCAUCAGACCGUCCAAGAAGCCCUACUAGUCCGCUGAGUAUUCGACACGACUCGGGCGAGAGCAGCGUAAUCUCCCCAGGCUUACCAGAACGCUACAGUCCUUUAGGGGCCACAGGCUCGACCUCUAGUCACGAUCCUUACGCCUCGAGGUCGGUGCAGGAGUGCCCGGUCCCUCUUUGCCGAGGUAUACCGACGGAUUUCCCGCUGGCUCGGUCACCGUACUUAACCGCCCUGGGAAACGGUCAUCCCCAUUUGCUGGGACAGGUCCAGCAGCAGCACCCGCAACAGCAACAACAACAGCAACCGCAGCACGGCAGCAAACCGCCGCGCAGCCUCGGUUUGAUAUGCGUGGUCUGCGGCGACACCAGUUCCGGUAAACAUUACGGGAUUCUGGCCUGUAACGGGUGCAGCGGCUUCUUCAAAAGAAGCGUCCGACGGAAGCUCAUAUACAGAUGUCAAGCCGGUACCGGAAGAUGUGUCGUGGAUAAAGCUCACCGAAAUCAGUGUCAAGCGUGUCGUCUGAAGAAAUGCAUGCAGAUGGGAAUGAAUAAAGACGCCGUGCAGAAUGAACGGCAACCCAGAAACACUGCCACCAUCAGACCGGAGGCUCUCGUUGAGAUGGACCAGGAGCGCGCGCUUCGGGAGGCAGCGGUGGCCGUCGGUGUUUUUGGGCCACCUGUGUCUCUGGCUAUGGCGAGAUAUACGACACCGUUGCCUUUGCCCACAAUAGCACCGACGACAAAUUCGGCAAACCCACCGACACCACCUCGACAGGAUAAUGAGGAUGGAAACGGGUCCGAGGACAGCAUAGACGUGACUAACGAGGAACCGUUGACGCCUCAAAGAAGCGGUUGUACGCAACUUCCGCCUGUGAUCCCAUCGUUGUACUCGCCCGCCAGCGCUGAAACUGUGUACGAAACCAGCGCGAGGCUACUCUUUAUGGCCGUGAAAUGGGCGAAAAAUCUACCGUCUUUCGCAAGUUUACCCUUUAGAGAUCAGGUGAUACUUCUAGAAGAAGCUUGGUCUGAGCUCUUCCUAUUGAACGCGGUACAGUGGUGCCUGCCACUCGAAUCCUCGCCCCUUUUCAACUCGGCGGAACUGACUGCGUUGACUUUAUCGCCGCAUCCGCAUCCGCAUUCGGGAAUUCACAUGCAAACCACCACUGGAAAACCGAGUCAGGUGGCAGCGGAUGUGAGGCAUUUGCACGACACUUUGCAGCGAUACAAGGCCAUAAUGGUCGAUCCCGCGGAGUUCGCCUGCAUGAAAGCCAUUGUUCUCUUCAGACCAGAGACACGCGGCUUGAAGGAUUCCAGUCAGAUCGAAAACCUGCAGGAUCAAGCACAGGUGAUGUUAGGCCAACACGCAAGAGCUCAACAGCCAGCAAGUCCAGCGAGAUUCGGCAGAUUAUUGUUAUUGCUGCCAUUGCUGAGGACAGUGCCAGCGUCGCGUGUGGAAUUGAUAUACUUUCACAGAACGAUCGGCAACACUCCAAUGGAAAAAGUCUUGUGCGACAUGUACAAAAAUUAA
Molecule: messenger RNA, 1596 nt
Organism: Dufourea novaeangliae
Lineage: Eukaryota; Metazoa; Arthropoda; Insecta; Hymenoptera; Halictidae
Product: photoreceptor-specific nuclear receptor-like
Exons: 8
Coding region: 1-1596 (531 amino acids)
Biological process (GO): anatomical structure development; cell differentiation; positive regulation of transcription by RNA polymerase II
Molecular function (GO): zinc ion binding; RNA polymerase II cis-regulatory region sequence-specific DNA binding; nuclear receptor activity
Source: RefSeq, a predicted model, not a curated record